CUCAAAACGCCAGCCCCACGUAUCACACGCCGCAAUAAUCUGAGAUUUUGUUAUACAUUUUCCCCAUUUUCUGGCCGGUUUAUCGGAAUGGAGGGAGAUGGAGAAGGCGGCGGCGGAGAUGGUGCGGAAAUGGAGAGGGGAGUCUAUAUGUGGGGGUAUCUGCCGGGAGCGUCGCAGAACCGGUCGCCGUUACUCUCGCCGGUGGUGGUUAGACUGCCGCCUUCUGCUAGAGCUGGCACAUCGUGGAAGGACGUUUCCGGCGGCGGAUGUGGAUUUGCUUUGGCCAUUUCUGACUCUGGAAACCUGAUUACCUGGGGUUCAACAGAUGAUUUGGGUCAAAGCUAUGUGACUGCAGGGAAGCAUGGGGAAAUGCCAGAGCCCUUUCCCCUCCCCGAGGAAGUUUCAGUUGUAAAUGCUUCAGCCGGGUGGGCUCAUUGUGUAGUUGCUACAGAGAAUGGAGAUGUUUACACAUGGGGAUGGAAAGAGUGCAUCCCUUCUGGAAAAGUAAUUGGGGAUUCAUCAACGGGGAAAAGCAUUGAGAACGAUGAAAGCGAAAAAAAGGAAGUGCUCUUUACAGAACCAGGCAUCAAGUUCAACUGCUGAUACCGUGUCUGCUAGCAGAGGUUUAGAAGAUGGCGCAAAAAGGAGACGCACAUCAUCAUCUGCAUCAUCAUCUAAACAUGCAGCAGAGGGAACACUAUCAAAUGAUGAAAAGCUCUCUGCUUUGCCUUGUUUGGUCACAUUUAACCAAGGAGUCAGAAUUGUCAGUGUUGCAUCCGGUGGCAGACACACGCUAGCACUAUCAGUUCCAGAUAUAGGACAAGUCUGGGGUUGGGGGUAUGGAGGUGAAGGACAACUUGGUUUAGGAUCAAGGAUUCGCAUGGUAUCCUCUCCACAUCUCAUUCCUUGUAUCAACUCGUCUCCUUCGGCAAAUGAAAGCGCUGUGUCCGAGGGACAAGGACAUAUAGUUCCAGGGAGUUAUGUGAAAAGAAUUGCCUGUGGGGGUCGCCAUAGUGCUGUUCUCACAGAUGCUGGAGCAGUACUUACUUUUGGUUGGGGACUCUAUGGACAGUGUGGCCAGGGAAGUACUGAGGAUGAGUUAAGUCCCGAGUGUGUAUCUUCAUUACUUGGGAUCAAGAUAGAUGGUAUUGCAGCGGGACUCUGGCACACGUUAUGCAUCUCUGCUGAUGGUGAUGUGUAUGCCUUUGGUGGCAACCAGUUCGGACAGCUGGGAACUGGAGGGGAUCAGGCAGAGACUCUACCCCGACUUAUUGAUGCUCCAAGCUUGGAAAAUGUGAAUGCAAAAGUUGUAUCAUGCGGAGCACGUCACAGUGCUAUAGUUACAGAUGAUAGCAAAGUGUUCUGCUGGGGAUGGAACAAGUAUGGCCAGCUUGGUUUGGGCGAUGUAAUUGACCGUAAAAUCCCAACACAAGUUCCAAUGGAUAGAUGUGUCCCAAAAAAGGUGUCAUGUGGAUGGUGGCAUACCCUUCUACUCGCGGAUUCACCCACAUGAAUGCACCCCUCCCUUUACCAGAAUGCUUUGGGAACAUUUUUGCUAGGUUAGCAAUUGAGUUAUAUAUAUGUAAAUGUACAUAUAUAGAACAUCAUGUGUACAUUCUGCAGCCACAAACAGUGUGGCUGGUAUUGGUUCUCUUGUUGAUUAAUGUCAAAGCCCACUCUCUCGGACCACACCACCAAAAAAUAUUUAUGUUUCUGUCGUUGCGCGUGGAAAACCAGAAAGACAAUUGUAACUUACAACAUAUUG
This is a messenger RNA of Cuscuta campestris, 1765 nucleotides long. Lineage: Eukaryota; Viridiplantae; Streptophyta; Magnoliopsida; Solanales; Convolvulaceae. The record is from the annotation of a GenBank genome assembly.